This is a messenger RNA of Mycena citricolor, 1824 nucleotides long. NCBI's taxonomy places the organism in Eukaryota, Fungi, Basidiomycota, Agaricomycetes, Agaricales, Mycenaceae. The record is from the annotation of a GenBank genome assembly.
AACAAUGGCGGGGAUCACAAUCAAUUUGAGGAGUCGCCCGAUUGGCGGCUUGGGUCUAAUUUGCGGCCACGUGCCAGACCUGGUCCUUUGCAAAACCCGUUACCUACCAUCGCCAAACGACUCUCGGACUUGGACUCGGACUCAUUCACGAGACGACCCAUGACCUGACGGGUCGAGCCGUCGAGGAAUAUGGCGCAUCGUUGCCGGUCCUCGGAAAGGAUGCGAUGCGAGUCUAUAAAAUAGGCCCUCCGCAGGUUCAGCACAACACCAUCCUCCCCUCGCCCUUCUCCUCCAGCUCCUCCAACUUCUCGACAUGCCUUCGAUCACUUCCUUCCUGCAGCUGUCUGCCCUCGUCGGUGUCGCGCUUGCGCUUCCGGGCAACCUGGCCGUCAUCGAGAACGACAAACGCGCGUCCUGCACGGUCAACAGCGUGGCGAGCUCGAAGAACCUGAGCGGAUGCUCCAACGUCGUCAUCCAGGGCUUCACUGUGCCUGCUGGAAACACGAUCACGAUCGCCGCUGCCAAAGGCGCGACGGUCACCAUGGCCGGCGAUGUCGUGUUCGCGAAGACGACCACCCCUGGUCCUCUCUUCACGUUCAACACCCCCGCGAUCAACUUCAACGGCGGGAACCACAAGAUCGACGGCAACGGUGCCUCGUACUGGGACGGCAAGGGAACCAACGGUGGCUCGUUCAAGCCGCACCCGUUCAUCAAGGUCAAGGGCUACGGCACCUUCCAGCAGUUCACCGUCCUCAACUCGCCGGCGCAGGCGAUCUCCGUCGGCACGACCGGCGGUGCGGCGGCCAUCUCGCAUGUCACGGUCGACAACUCGCUCGGCGACUCCAAGGGCGGACACAACACCGACGCGUUUGACGUGAGCGCCGACGACGUCACGAUCUCGUCGUGCACGGUCAAGAACCAGGACGACUGUCUCGCGCUGAAUGCGGGCAACAACGUCGUGUUCGAGGACAACAGCUGCGCGGGCGGGCACGGGAUCUCGAUCGGGUCGAUGGCGUCUGGGAAGAGCGUGACGAACUUCAAGGCGCUGCGGAACACGGUGACGAACAGCUUGUACGGGAUCCGCAUCAAGGUGCAGGCGUCGGCGACGGGUGCGAAGGUCGCGAAUGUGGUCUACGAUGGCAACAAGCUGUCUGGGAUCACGUCGUACGGCGUUCUGAUCACGCAGAGCUACCCCGCCAAUAACGGCAAGCCUGGAACUGGGGGACCGAUCUCGGGUGUGAGCUUCUCUGGCUCGCCGACGACGGUGUCUGGGACCAGCAACGCAUACGGUCUGGUGGUCGACUGCGGAGCUUGCACUGGCACAUGGGACUUUUCUGGGCUGGACAUUGUGGCUGCAGGCAAGGGCCACUCGAUCGCGCUGGACAAGGCCAAGCUCUCCGGUGGCCACUACUGAGCGCCCCGUCUCCACUUUCAUCCUCGGCAGGGGGAUGGAAACGCAAUCGUCUCAUUGCUUUGGGGUCUCGCAUUCUUCAAUCAGGAUAUACCAAUAUAAUUUGCUUUAGUUUCCUCGUUUUCCCAUAUGCAAUACAUGUGCCCUUCUCUCGGAUCCGUCGCUGCAAUCUUCAGGUCUCAAUCUCUUCUCGAUGGUCCCGUAAGCUUGGACUUGGCUAUAUCUGUUAGCCAGAACGUACCUCGACGGUCGCGUCCCGGCUGGACGUGCUGCCAGUCUCUUCACUGUUAUCAACCGCGACGGUUCCGAGCUCUGUUUUGAGUCAUCGUUCUCCAUGUUGACGCAAAUCUCCUUGACCAAGCGACUUCCCCCUGAGUUACAUCAUGCCAUGGCCUACCUACACUCGAGCGAAG